This is a messenger RNA of Sphaerulina musiva SO2202, 1271 nucleotides long. RefSeq names its product DUF914 domain membrane protein. Gene Ontology annotation, biological process: transmembrane transport. Gene Ontology annotation, cellular component: membrane. The transcript has a single exon. The record is from RefSeq and is a predicted model, not a curated record. Lineage: Eukaryota; Fungi; Ascomycota; Dothideomycetes; Mycosphaerellales; Mycosphaerellaceae. Gene Ontology annotation, molecular function: transmembrane transporter activity. Bases 9 to 1271 code for a protein of 420 amino acids.
CACCAAUCAUGUCCAAGAACGACGAACUCUCCGAACCUCGAGAAGGAGGAGGAGGAAGAGAAUCAGAAUCGGUGGAACACAUCAACGUCGAGCCCAAGGGAACAUCCACAACUACAACAACAAAAACCGGACAAAUCGUAUCCGCGACACCAACAACUACAACAUCGCCCGAGCAGCAACAACAACAACCUCCCACCCAACCCACCACCACCGUCACCUCCCUCGAGCGCAGUAGCACUCGCAAAUUCGCCUACCUCCGCAAACCCCAAUUCUGGUUCGUGCUCCUCCUCUCCCAAGCCCUCGCCGUCACCAUCACCGGAACCAACACCAUCACCUCUCUCCUACGCGAAGAAAACUGGGCCAUACCAGCCUUCCAAUCCCUCUUCAAUUACAUCCUCCUCAAUCUCGUAUAUUCUUCUUUUACAAUCUACCAAUACGGUUUCCGCAAAUGGCUCAAACUCCUCUACAAAGACGGCUGGAGAUAUUUCAUUUUAGGAUUCUGCGAUGUACAAGGCAAUUAUUUUACGGUUUUGGCGUAUAAUUAUACGACGAUUCUGUCUGCGCAAUUGAUUAAUUUUUGGGCUAUUGCUGUGGUGGUGUUGGUGUCGAUUGUGUUUCUCAAAGUGCGCUAUCACUGGUUGCAGUAUGCGGGAAUUCUCAUCUGUUGUGGUGGAUUGGGGAUUUUGGUGGCUUCGGAUCAUAUUACGGGAUCGAAUGGAGGGCCCGCUGCGGAUCCGGUCAAGGGAGAUUUGUUUGCGUUGGUGGGUGCGACGUUUUAUGGUUUGACGAAUGUGGCCGAGGAGUUUUUGGUGUCCAAGAGGCCGAUUUAUGAGGUUAUUGGGCAGUUGGCUUUUUGGGCUAUGCCGAUUAAUGGGGUGCAAGCGGCAAUCUUUGAUCGAGCAUCGUUUCGAUCUGCUACCUGGAAUGGCAAAGUGGGUGGCUAUCUGGUUGGAUACACUCUUCUUCUGGCCUGGUUCUACUCCGCUGUACCUCUUCUUCUGCGCAUGGCAAGUGCAGCCUUCUUGAACAUUGGAUUGCUGACGGGAAAUUUCUGGGGCGUCAUUGUCGGCAUCCGUGUGUUCGGUCUGACGAUUCACUGGAUGUACCCGAUUGCUUUCGUUCUGAUUAUGCUCGGACAUUUCAUCUACUAUGGAACCGAGGGAGUACUAGGUGAAGCAAAGAAGCCCUGGUUGGGAGAGAACCAGGAGGGCGGUAGUGAUGGUAUCGGAAGUGCUCGCCGAAGGCUCCAGAGGCCGAAUGUCAUUCUGUAA